Caenorhabditis briggsae is the source of this 1296-nucleotide messenger RNA. The coding region runs from base 1 to 1296 and encodes 431 amino acids. The transcript is spliced from 2 exons. The record is from RefSeq and is a predicted model, not a curated record. Lineage: Eukaryota; Metazoa; Nematoda; Chromadorea; Rhabditida; Rhabditidae.
AUGCCAUCCACUCAUCAACUUGCCGAGCAGGCUCGAGGUGAAUAUGAGACGCAACAGUGGCGGAAGAUAAUCGGAGAAUCUGAUGCUCCACCUCCAAAUGUCAGAUCCUUCUACAACUUUGACUUUUUGGCGAAAAGUCCAAAGAAGGAGAUCAUCGAAGAAGAUGCAUCUUAUGGAACCAUGCCGGUCAAAUUGGACGAUAUCAAACAGGAAAUGGAGGAGCGAAAAGUCGAAAAGAUGAAUCAACCAGUUCAGACGCUGUUAAUCAAUACAGAAGAAAUCAAAACGGAAGUUGUCGAAGAAGAUGAUGAAACCUUUUCCGAUUUUAUUGGUCCAACAUUCUUCGAUUUGGUUUAUAACGACAUCAAGCAAAAUCCAUUGAUGAACAUCGACUACAUCAUCGCCAGAAACCAUUCCGCUGCCGCAGGAGCACUCUAUCUCUCCAGAGCUCGAGCUAUUGCAAAUUGGGAUAAUUGUCUCCAUGUGAAGAAGAAUGCCAGAGAACUUAAAGGACUCAAGGCCUGCAAGACUGCCGGAGUGCUCAGUUCUGCUCUUCCAGUUACUGGUAAACGGGAGAGAGUGAAGACGACCAGGCAGAUUGAAGCAGAAGAAUGGGAAGCUAGACGUCAGGCUGAGAAAAAGGCUAUGCUCCAGAUCAAGGCGCAAAAGGCAAAAGCUGCUCAACUGGCAAGACUUCAAAAGGAAAAGAACAAAGAGGAGAAGAAAAUGAAGCAGGAAGCAAAGAGGGCCGGUCCAAUGAAAAGAGUUAGAACUGGAAAUGGACAGGAUGAAAAUCCAGUGAAGAAAGCCAAAAUUGAAGAUGAAUCGAAUAAGGUUCUGUCGAAUUUUCUGACUGAAGUGAAGCAGUUAGUCGUGCUAGCCGUCGUCGAGAAGAAGCCACGCCAUGUUUCAAUCAAAAAGAAGACUUUAGUCGAUGUUGUUCCGGAGAAGAAGAUGUCAAAAUCAGUGGAUCCAGUCACUAAUGCUCCACCAGAAGUUACCUUUGUUCCAUCCUCCUCUUCCGUUCCAGUCGCCGCCAAUCAACCUGCCGCUCUCGUCUCUGCCCAACCAUCCACACCCGCCACCAAACGAAAACAACCAAAAUCAAAGAAGACCACCCAGAAGUUGAUAUGCACAGUAUGCUCCAAAACAGCUGGAGCCGGAACUUGCCAAUGUUUUGGAUGUGCUGGAUGGGUCCACUUCAGAUGCAGCAACGGAGGAUACAAGAACUACACCACUAGCUUCAAAUGUGCUCCAUGCCUUGCUGCUACUGUUCCUGCUCCAUCAUCUGAUUAA